Messenger RNA from Seriola dumerili (greater amberjack), 1287 nucleotides. It is a transcript of the gene gjd4, whose product is annotated as gap junction protein delta 4. Lineage: Eukaryota; Metazoa; Chordata; Actinopteri; Carangiformes; Carangidae. Gene Ontology annotation, cellular component: connexin complex. The coding region runs from base 1 to 1287 and encodes 428 amino acids. Gene Ontology annotation, biological process: cell communication. The record is from RefSeq and is a predicted model, not a curated record. The transcript is spliced from 2 exons.
AUGGCAGGACCAAGUGCCUCUGAGGUCAUCUUCAUCUCUGUCAAUCACAGCAUCACUUUGAUGGGGAAGGUGUGGCUCAUUGUGAUGAUCUUCCUCCGUGUCCUGAUGCUCCUCUUUGCUGGUUACCCUCUCUACCAGGACGAGCAGGAGCGAUUUGUGUGCAACACCAUUCAGCCUGGUUGUGCCAAUGUGUGCUAUGAUCUGUUUUCUCCCAUCUCUCUCUUUCGCUUCUGGCUGGUGCAGCUUGUCACCUUGUGUCUCCCCUACAUCAUCUUUAUCAUCUACGUGGUCCAUAAGGUCUCAAAUGGCCUCACUGUGGACCUGAACUCCUCCGGUCACAUCAAAGCCAUGCCGCUGUUCAAGAUCCACCAGGAGCCACUCAGCAAGACGCCCGUAAAUAAGAUGCCUCUGGUAGCUGAGCAAGGUUGGGCCCGGUGCUUCACAGGAGCAUACAUCCUACAUCUGAUGUUCAGGACUUUGCUGGAGGCAGGGUUUGGAGCAGCUCACUACUAUCUCUUUGGUUUCUACAUCCCAAAGAGAUUCCUGUGCCAGCAUCCACCGUGCACUACCCAGGUGGACUGCUACAUCUCCAGGCCCACUGAGAAGACUGUGAUGCUCAACUUCAUGCUUGGUGCUGCUGCUUUGUCCCUUUUCCUAAAUGUGUUGGAUUUCUUCUGCGCCAUCAAACGCUCUGUGAGGCAGAAGAGCAAGAGGAAGAUGAUGGUGAAGAAAAUCUAUGAGGAAGAGCAAUGUUUCCUGUCAACCGGAGGAGCUUCCAGGGGAAUGGACCUAAACGCUUCAGGGGCUCAGCAGGAUUCAGAAGAAGCUGGUCAGCUGGGGAGCUUCCGGAAGAGGCGAGGCAGCAAGGGCUCUUGCAGUGCAGGAGUGCUUGCUUUAGGUCCGGAACCACCUUGUCUGGAGCACCCCUCUCUUCCUCGCUCUCCAGGACCUCCAGGUUUCAACACCAAUGGGAACAACGGCUAUUCUGUUACCCAAGAGGAGGCUCCAGAAAGGAAUGGCAGCGAGGUGGCUCUCUGCCCUCCAGAGCCAAUGGGGACACCCAGGUCCAUUCGUGUUAGCAAACGCAAUCGACUCAAACCGCCACCUCCGCCCAGACGGGACCUCGGGUUGCUUCCUGGGGCAUCAGCAAGGCCCACUGGAGAUGUUUCCACAGCAGCAACAAUCUGUACCAGAAGGGUGGGUCAGUAUACGCUGGUGGAGAUGGGCAGCAGUACAGAGCUACAGACCAACGAUGAUGGACAGGAGAAAAGAUCAGAGUGGGUUUGA